AAAUGGCAGCCACCUAAAUUUUAUAAUGCAACGUAUAACAUAAUCUUUUUAAUAUGCCAAAAAUUACAAAUAUUAUCCCUUCUUCUCCUCCUCCAUGUCUGAACUAUAUUCAUUUUAGUCAUUUUACUUCUCUGACUUGUGCAACUAGCUGAUAUUUUUCUCUUUCUCUCUCUACAAAAAUCACCCAAAAAAAAAGAAGAAGAAGAAGAAGAAGAAAAACAAAAGUUGAGAAAAAAAUCAUGUCUUCCCCUAGCAAAAGGAGAGAGAUGGACUUGAUGAAGCUGAUGAUGAGUGAUUACAAGGUGGAAAUGAUUAAUGAUGGGAUGCAAGAAUUUUAUGUGCAUUUCCAUGGACCUGCUGAAAGUCCUUAUCAUGGUGGAGUUUGGAAAAUAAAGGUGGAACUUCCAGAUGCUUACCCAUAUAAAUCUCCGUCAAUUGGAUUUAUUAACAAAAUGUACCAUCCAAAUGUUGAUGAGAUGUCGGGUUCGGUUUGUUUAGAUGUUAUCAAUCAGACUUGGAGUCCCAUGUUUGAUUUGACAAACGUGUUUGAAGUGUUUCUUCCACAACUUCUCUUGUAUCCAAACCCAUCGGAUCCAUUGAAUGGGGAAGCAGCUGCCUUGAUGAUGCGAGACCGGACUGCUUAUGAACUAAGAGUUAAAGAAUAUUGUCAAAAAUAUGCUAAGCCGGAAGAUGUUGGAGCUGCCCCUGAGGAGAAGUCAAGUGAUGAGGAGUUAAGUGAAGCUGAUUACUCAGAUGAUGAAGCAAUGGCAGGCCCUGUUGAUCCAUAAUAAUACCUCCUUUAUCUCCGUUACUAUCUGUAUCUGUAAAUCAUGUUAUUUCAAGUUAAACUUCAUAGUUAAAGACUAUUCAUUGUGGGGGGGAUUCUAAAAGAAGCUCCCUUCUCCUGUUGGUUUAACGUCAAUGUAAAUAAUUUCUAUGUUUGAUUUC
Lycium barbarum (goji berry) is the source of this 948-nucleotide messenger RNA. Its product is annotated as ubiquitin-conjugating enzyme E2-23 kDa-like. Bases 240 to 788 code for a protein of 182 amino acids. Gene Ontology annotation, biological process: protein polyubiquitination; ubiquitin-dependent protein catabolic process. The transcript has 6 exons. Gene Ontology annotation, cellular component: nucleus. The record is from RefSeq and is a predicted model, not a curated record. Gene Ontology annotation, molecular function: ubiquitin conjugating enzyme activity. Lineage: Eukaryota; Viridiplantae; Streptophyta; Magnoliopsida; Solanales; Solanaceae.